This is a messenger RNA of Acanthopagrus latus (yellowfin seabream), 1576 nucleotides long. RefSeq lists its product as uncharacterized. Lineage: Eukaryota; Metazoa; Chordata; Actinopteri; Spariformes; Sparidae. The transcript is spliced from 5 exons. The record is from RefSeq and is a predicted model, not a curated record. Bases 46 to 888 code for a protein of 280 amino acids. Gene Ontology annotation, molecular function: protein binding.
ACACAGAAACUACACAGUAGAACUGAACAGACCGUCACUUUGAGAAUGGAGAUGACAAUGUGUUUCCCUCUGUUGCUGCUGAUCUGCUCUCUCUGCACGGCUCAGCUUCAAACAGAGUCUGACAACCAAAUUAUUCCACUUGGGGAUCAAACUGAAGCUGAGAGAAGAGAACCAACAAAUGCUGCUGACCAACAACAGAGAUUUACAGAAGACAUCCAUGCUGUGCUGAGAGAGAUGAGCGCCUCGUUGGCUGAACAGAGGGUGGAGAUAAGCCACUUACAGAGAGAGAAUGAAGCUCAAGCAGCGAAACUGAAAGCACUGGAGUUACAGAAGACUGAGCUGGAGAAGCAGAAGACUGAGCUGGACAAACUAAAGCAAGAGCUUCAAGCACAAACAGCAGAGCUGAUCUCCAUUAAAGCCAGAACUAAUGUCACAGAAAACCAGGUGGAGGCUCUAAAGAGAGAUGGAGAAGUCAAACAGGUGGCUUUCUCAGCUUCACUGUUGGCUUCAGGUGGUGGAGAUAUGGGACCAUUUAACACACACACUCCUCUGGUCUUUAGACACGUUGUGACAAACAUUGGAAACGCCUACAACCCAAACACAGGUUUUUUCAUUGCACCAGUGAGAGGAGCCUACCACUUUGAGUUCCACAUAUAUGGACAUGGACAUGCUUCACAUGGUUCUGGUGCUGUGUUGGUCAAGAAUGGAGAACAUACUUUUAUUGCAUAUGAACAUCAGCCGUCUUAUAGUGUGAAACCUUCUAAUGGUGUCACACUGCUUCUAGAGGUUGGAGAUGUUGUGUUCAUGCGUCUGUGGGUUAACACACGGAUAUAUGACAAUCAAAAUCAUCAUACCACCUUCAGUGGUCAUCUGCUUUUCACCAUGUGAGCAGGAAACACUCCUUUUCUUCAGCUACAUGAAAACCUGCUCACACUGUAGUGUGCAUCACUACUUCUUGAUAGAUGUGUCAUUUCUUUCUCUUUGAUAUGCCAGUUGAUUGACAACAACAACAAUCUUGUAGAUCAGAAAAGGUUUAUGAAUUUUUCAUUUAUUUCUGAUUUACAUGAAAACAAACAGUGAUGACAGCUAGAGAGCUUGUGACAUUAUUUCAAACACUAGAUUAGAGAAGUGAACUCAUUUGUGAGAAACUUUUGGAAAUGUUUGCUUUUUCGUAAUAUAUAAAUAUGCUGACAUACAACAUUACUCUCUAUUUUGUUAUGAUUAUGAAGGCUGGAUGACAAAGGUUUGCAUCAACAUUCAUCAUUUGAACAUAUUAAACCUUUUUAUUGUGUUCUUUUCAAUUUGAAAAAAAAACCAAACCAUAAAGAUAUCUGUCUGUGUCUUUUCUUCAACAUGAUGUGACUGUAAACUAAUUUUAAUUUUUGAGUCUCCACCUUGGAGUAAAUAAAAUGUGUUUGCAGCUCCUAAAAUGACACAGUAAGAUUUCCUGUGUUAGUGACAUACACAACACUGAGCCACAUAUUAAAACAAACUCUCUGAAUUUUGGUAAACUGAUCAUUGAAGUACUGGGAGCUACAUUCAAACAUACAGCUACUAAUAAAUCAUUUAUGUUUGA